This is a messenger RNA of Strongyloides ratti, 627 nucleotides long. Its product is annotated as DNA helicase Pif1 like family and P-loop containing nucleoside triphosphate hydrolase domain-containing protein. The transcript is spliced from 3 exons. The record is from RefSeq and is a predicted model, not a curated record. Bases 1 to 627 code for a protein of 208 amino acids. Lineage: Eukaryota; Metazoa; Nematoda; Chromadorea; Rhabditida; Strongyloididae.
AUGAUUGAAGAACCUGCAGGAACUGGAAAAACUUAUGUAUAUCAAUUGAUUUCAAAAUAUUUAAAAACUGAAGGCAAAACAUAUGUUAAUUUAGCAACUACAGAUAGAUUCCAAUUACGAAGUGCUUCUGCUAUAUUUAUUGAUAAAAUUUCAAUGUUAAGUGCUAAACAAUUAGCAUAUAUUUAUAUGGCAUUGAAGCAUAAUACAAAAGUUUUUAAAAAAUCUUUUGGAGAUGGAAGGUUUGACAAUCAUAAAUUUGUGACUUUGCCUCAUGAAAUAGUUUUUGAAGAGAGUGAUGAUCAAUUUAUAGAGCAUGUAUUUGGUAAAAGAAGAAAUAAUUUUUCAGUAAAAUAUAAAAACACAGCUAUUUUGGCAACUACAAAUAAUAUGGUUAACGACAUAAAUGAAAAAAUUUUAAAUAAAUAUUUUAAUUCAAAAAAUCAAACAACACAUUAUUCUGUUGAUAAUUUAUAUUUUGAAAAUAAAUUUGAAAAUUGUGCUUAUAAAUUAGAAGUUACAACUGAAUUACUUAAUACAUUUAAUUCAUCAGGAUAUCCAUUGCAUGAAAUAAUAUUAGCAAAAAAUUGUAUUUUGAUAUGUUUAAGAAAUUUAAAUAUUAAAGAGUGA